AUGGGAGACUGCAACAACAUUGAAGACUCAAAGACAGGAUGGGAAGACUCCGGCCAAGCCAUCGACUUCGAAACGCCCCAACGCAGCUUCACUUGCGAUAGUCAGACAACAGACUCCACGGAUGCAGACAGUGCUACCACGCAGAGCUCAGUUGCCCCCGGCUACCAUCGCUUGGCCAGCCCAGAAGACACACCCACAGUUAUCAAGGAUGAGAUCAAGAUCCCUGAACGUGUCGUACCCGUUGAGAAAACGACUAGUGCAUAUCCGAGUCCCAGCAUUGGAGCGAGCGAGGACGAAUUGGAGGAAAUAGACGUUGCCGCCUCCCAAAGCGAGGACGACGAAGAUGACGACGACUAUCACCCAGACAGGAAGCAUCCCGCUUCCGCCGCUGCUCGGACUAAUAAGCUGAAGAGAGGCGCAGCCAAGCAGCCCGUCGACAAGCCGGCCCCAAAAAGAGUGAGGACGGCCUCGUCGGCCCAGCCACUCAAGAUCCUACCACCGCCGAGUAGCAGGAACCAAGGCUCUUACCCCUGCCCGGAGUGUUCCCACUCGUUCAAAGACGAGUGCACUCUUCAGAAUCACGUCAAGAAGCAGCACACCCGGCCCUUUAUCUGCGUUUUCAGGUUCGCCGGCUGCCAGUCGACCUUUGCAAGCAAGAACGAGUGGAAGCGCCACGUCAUGUCUCAGCACCUCCUCCUGUACUACUGGCUGUGUGACAUCGACGUCUGCGCCCACAACAAGAACGACCCAACGGCGCCACACUCGCACAGCGGCAAGCGAAACAAGAGCCGGCGUGCUGAGAACGCUGCCAGUGGCGAGCUCAUCGGGCCGCCCCUCCCGGAUGGUGCGAUCUUCAACCGCAAAGACCUGUAUACCCAGCACCUACGCCGGAUGCAUACACCUGCACAUAUCAAGAAGACCGGGUCUGCCAAGUCGUCCAAGAAGGCCACAGCCUCCGCGCAAGCAUCCUCGUGUGCCAGUGCUGCCGACUGGGACGACACCAUCAAGAACCUCCAGUGCAAAGCGCUGCGCGAGCGUUGCCAGCUGCCGGAGUACAUGGAGUGUCCCGCACCCCGCUGCAACCAGGCCUUUAACGGCGCCGACGCGUGGGACCAGCGGAUGGAGCACGUCGCGAGGCACCUGGAGAAGGCCGCGACCGGGGCGGAAGAGCCGGUUGUGUUUGGCGGGCCGACGGACCCAACCCUCAUGGCUUGGGUUGCAAGGCCCGAUGUUGCCGUCGCGCGGCCGGUGGCGGCCACUGGGGAGUGGGUGCUGAACAACCCGCUCCGGCCGGCGGGCGAGGGCCGCGCUGCGGGCAGGAAGAGGUCGACGACGUCCACUGCUUCUUCGCCCGUGGUUGUUGCGGCGUCGCCUGCCGUCACGUCGGUGGCGAGCGAGAUCCUUGUUGAGGACGAGGAUGAGGAUGCCGAGGGGGAAGAGGAGUGA
Molecule: messenger RNA, 1446 nt
Organism: Diaporthe citri
Lineage: Eukaryota; Fungi; Ascomycota; Sordariomycetes; Diaporthales; Diaporthaceae
Exons: 1
Coding region: 1-1446 (481 amino acids)
Molecular function (GO): DNA-binding transcription factor activity
Source: RefSeq, a predicted model, not a curated record